Messenger RNA from Habropoda laboriosa, 923 nucleotides. RefSeq names its product probable serine/threonine-protein kinase clkA. The transcript is spliced from 4 exons. Gene Ontology annotation, cellular component: extracellular matrix. The record is from RefSeq and is a predicted model, not a curated record. Bases 198 to 923 code for a protein of 241 amino acids. NCBI's taxonomy places the organism in Eukaryota, Metazoa, Arthropoda, Insecta, Hymenoptera, Apidae.
AUGGACAAAGUGGUGCGACAGGUAAUCAGAAGAUUCACAGAUCUAGUGACACAUGGGACGGAAUUGGUGGUGGUGUUACUGUUCUAUGCUUCGUGAACGUCGUUGACAGUGAUCUGAGGAACGUUCUGGGUGAUCUGGUGCUGUUUGACGGAACUUCUAUUCCGGGAAAGAUUUUGGCUUUGCUUGCAGGCGAUAAUAUGGAGUUAUCACUCGCCCUGAUGGUGAGCAUGGGGAUUGUGCAUUGCGAACCCCCACUGAACGCCCAGUAUGGUGUCCCAGGGAAUUAUGCUGGCGGCAACAGCAACAAUAACAACAACAAUAACAAUCACGUAGCAUCGGGCGGUAAUGGCUUUGGUAAUCAUCAUUACGAUAAUGGGAACGACAACGAUUACGUCGAUCAGCCAAUGUCCUACGAGUUCGGCUACGCAGUGAAGGACCAAGCAACUGGAAAUGACUUUGGUAGACGCGAGAGUAGUGACGGUGAGACGGUCAGAGGGGAGUACAGGGUCCAGCUACCCGAUGGUAGGACCCAAAUAGUAACCUACACCGCUGAUUGGAGGACAGGGUUUCAUGCAGAUGUCAGAUACGAGGGCACAGCUACUUAUCCCGACCAGUACAACACACAGAACAAUGGCUAUAACAAUAACAAUAACAAUAAUAAUAAUAGUAACAACAAUAACCAGGCUGGUGGCCAAAGCUUUGGUUUCCAUGGUAAUAAUGCCGCUGGUGGAUACAGUGCAGGCAAUUCAGGGAACAAUGGAGGAUAUAAUUAUCAAGCACCCAGUGGAAACUUCAACAGUGGUAACAAUUAUCCAUACCAAUUUGGCUCCAACUUGUUAGACAACAGCUAUAACAACUUUGGCGCCCGUAAUAACUUCAACACGCCGAUUCCGUCGUCCACGUAUGGACCAGCUUUUAAGUGA